This is a messenger RNA of Rhopalosiphum maidis (corn leaf aphid), 2090 nucleotides long. Its product is annotated as testis-expressed protein 10. NCBI's taxonomy places the organism in Eukaryota, Metazoa, Arthropoda, Insecta, Hemiptera, Aphididae. The coding region runs from base 121 to 2001 and encodes 626 amino acids. The record is from RefSeq and is a predicted model, not a curated record. The transcript has 9 exons. Gene Ontology annotation, cellular component: MLL1 complex; nucleus.
UUUAGAGUCACUGUUCACGUGCUGUACUUUGCUUUUAUAAUUCAUAUUUGAUUUAGUCUAGAACAUAGGAUUGUGUUUUGAUUUAUUUUACAAUAUUGUGAAUCACGAUAAAAACUCACAAUGGUUAAGUCUGGGAAAAGAAAGUUUGUAAAAAAGGAAAAAGCCAAAGUCCAUUUAAAAGUCUCACACAAGACACUACUACCCAAAGGACAAAAUGUGACCGAUACGAAUUUCAAAGUACGCAAGAUCGUGUUACAUGGCCAACUUAAAGAACGUGGUGAGCAUGAGAUAUUGUCCAAGGGAAACUUAAACAUCAAGGAAUUAUUGUCAAGACUAAAUCAUCAUAACAUGUGGCAAAGGCAGUCUGGACUUGAAGGUCUUAUAGACUUGGUAGCUUCUUAUCCUCCACAAACCAUGGCUGUUCACUUGUCGUCAUUCUUAGAAGCAGCUUCACGUUUAACACUAGAUUGUGAGGCGGACAUUCGCCAAUUGGCUGUCAAGUUAUUAUCAUCAAUAUUAACAGCAGUAGAUGAAAAGCAGAUAGCUCCUUCUUUUGAAAUUGUCAUCAGAUACUUAGCUUGUGCCAUGAGUCACAUAAACUCUGCUGUAAGAGAGACGUCUCUUAACGUAUUGGAUGUUCUUAUAACUAAAAAUCCGAAACUUACAGCAAUUCAUUGUCAGACUGUAGUGUUACCAGGGUUUUUAGAUUUAAUAUCUUCAAAACUAAGUGAUACAACUUCUCGGAAACUUACUGUACAAAUCAAUGAACAUACUACUACAAGUGUUUGGAGAUUAAAAGUAUUAAAUAGUUUACGUUCAUUGUUGAGUGCGAUUGUCAAAAAUACUUCAUUUGGAUCAGAAAAUUCUUCAAAUCUAAAUAGAACAGUCAAUUGGAAAGAUUCUUGUCGUUUGCAUGUCCCAUUAUACAAUUCCAUAAGUUUGAAAGCUGGUCCUUUGGAUUUCAACAUCUUUCAAAAAACUGAAAAGAAUUCUUCAACAACUGAAAUACAGAAUUAUACAGCAUCAUUGAUGCCUCUUUUAAUUGAUACUUUCAUUGAAGUGGCUCCCAGCAAACGAGAAAAUAAAAACAGUUCGGAAAUUUCAUUACAAACAGCAUCAAUAUUGAAAUGUAUAUUGGAUAUUAUCCUUUUGUUAUGGAAAAUUUUUCAAACUUCUGAUAAUCCGUCAGAAAUGAUGUCUUGGUUUAGCAUUAACUAUGGUCCUAAGAUUUGUCAAACAUUUAUAUCAACUGGUUUUCCAUUUAUUACACUCAACAGUGGUGGCCGUACUCCAGAUAAAGUCAAAAAGCACAAAACUGACACAGAUGUGGUUUUAGAUUUAUUUGGAGAUAGUAUGGUACAAUCUGAUACAAAGUGUUCCAAACAAAAUAUAGACCUGUGCCUUGUAUAUUUUUUACUUAGUAAAUACAAAGUAUUACCUGUACCAGUUAAAGUCAUAUCUUUAUAUAUUAACAAUUCAUUAAAUUCAUACAAGUCAAUUGAUCAUCAAUCUUUUGUCGUGCUAAUGCAUUGUCUAGAAACUGUAUCUGACAAUGAUGACUUAAUUAAACCAAAGGACUCCUUUGAUUUGAAUUCUGUCAUAGAAAAAUUAGUUAAUAUUCACAAUGAAAUGGUAACUACUGAUGGUCGUCAUCGUCAAGAGAAAACCAAGUUAGUUUUUAACUUCUUGUGUUCAAUUACGUCAAAAACACAUUUGAAAAUAGCUGAAGAAGUCGAAGAUUUUAGUAGCUGGCUGACUUUGUUGCCAGAAUUCAUGUGCCAACGCAAAGUACCAUAUCAUUUAGUGAAAGCUCUAUCAAAUGUGUCAAGAUAUAAUUUACCACAAUUUACGAAAUCAUUGAACUUGUUAAAGCCAGCAUUAUUGAAUAAUGUUGACAUUGUAGCAGAUAACAAAGCUGAUAAAAUUAAUGGUCAGACCUUAUUAAAAGAUAUGAUGUAUACACAAUAUGAUUGGGAAAAAGAAAUAGGACUUGUUAAUUAAUGUGUACAAACUAUUUUGUUAUGAAAAUUAAAUUUCAGUUUUUAUGCAUUCUAACUAAUAAUAUUAAAUCUGAGUUAAAUAACUAAUAA